Messenger RNA from Haemonchus placei, 807 nucleotides. The record is from the annotation of a GenBank genome assembly. NCBI's taxonomy places the organism in Eukaryota, Metazoa, Nematoda, Chromadorea, Rhabditida, Trichostrongylidae.
AUGCCAAGGCUCGCUGAUAUACGUCGACUAGAUCGAUGGGUUUCUGCCGACCCAACAAAUCAGUUGUGCGCUGUCCGCGCCAUAACAGCAGUUAUCGAAAAACGUAUCGCUCGUAUCCCCGGUUAUGAACGUGUGGAAUGUGCUGUGUCGUUUCAUUUGUAUGUCAACACUUGCGCUUGGCAGGAAGAUCCUGAGCCUUGCAUGUACGAAGUGAACGCCAUUAUGUUGUAUAUGCGACAAAUACCCGGCGUGCGCGGUGGUGUGUUGGUUUUGGACGUACCGCAACUCUUUUGGCUGUUGGUCGAUUCAGCCACACCAUCAUCGCCAUUUCUGGAGAUUUGGUUGGUAUUAUCGGGUCAGCACUGCCACUAUUUUGAUCCAACGGGGCAAUAUCGAUUUGUUGAACGUGACUAUGAAAUUGGUUAUGUUUUUGAUCGUAAGGAAUCGAUAGGCCAAGACUUUUACGAUUUCACUUCACUUGAUUUGCCAUUGUUUUUGGCGGAGGAUUUGGCUAUAACUGAUGUGGCUGACUUCUUGACUGUCGACGUUAGCAAUUGGAUAACUAUCGGUACGAUCGACAAUAGUCCUUAUUCUUCUGAUGAUUUCGACUGGGCCACUGAUUCAGCUGUAAAGUGGAAUGAAUCACGAACACGAUUGCGUUUGGACCCUGUUAAACUUUAUUCGCCACGAUCGUAUGCUGAACCUUGGAAAGCCUUACUUGGCCCACAAGUCGAUCAUGUCGAAAAUUGGGUUCAAAAAUCUGCUGUUCAGCAAGUCAAGAUUGACGUUACCGCUGAUAAGAAUUGA